AUGCCUCGCUCCUUCCUGGUGAAGAGCAAGAAGGCUCACACCUAUCACCAACCCCGUGCACAGGAAGAUGACCCAAUCUGGCCUCCUGUCAUUGCCCCUGUGGCCAGGGACGAGGUCCUGAGCAACAGCCCUGUCCUCAGCACACUGCUCCCGAGCGAGUGCCUGGACUGGAACACUGGCAAACAGGAGCAGGAGCCGCCGCUGGCACCGACUCAGAGCUUGCCCAGGACAGUGUCCAGUGCAGCAGAGGGGCCCGUUAUGACAUCCCAACCCCAGGACGGGGACUCACCACUCUCCGAGUCACCCCCUUUCUACAAGCCCAGCUUCUCCUGGGAUGCACUGACCUCAUCCUACGGCCACAGCUACCAGCAGGCCCCCUCCACCAUGCAGACAGCUUUCCUGGAGCGCUCCGUCCGACUGUAUGGCAGCCCCCUGGUUCCCAGCACCGAGCCCCCCUUGGAUUUCAGCCUUCGCUAUUCCCCAGGCAUGGACACAUACCACUGUGUCAAGUGCAGCAAGGUGUUCUCCACCCCACACGGGCUGGAAGUGCACGUGCGCCGCUCCCACAGCGGGACUCGGCCCUUCGCCUGUGACGUCUGCGGCAAAACCUUCGGCCACGCCGUGAGUCUGGAACAGCACACGCAGGUUCACUCCCAGAGUGUCCCGGCCAGGUCCAGUCCUGCACCCAGCUUGACUCUCCUGGGCCUCGAGGCCCCACCUGCACCUGACCCCAUGGGGCCUCGUUUCCUCCGGCAGGAGAGAAGCUUUGAGUGCCGGAUGUGCGGCAAAGCCUUCAAGCGCUCAUCCACCUUGUCCACCCACCUGCUCAUCCACUCUGACACGCGGCCCUACCCCUGCCAGUUCUGCGGGAAACGCUUCCACCAGAAGUCGGACAUGAAGAAGCAUACCUACAUCCACACGGGUGAGAAACCCCACAAGUGUCAGGUGUGCGGGAAGGCCUUCAGCCAGAGCUCCAACCUCAUCACCCACAGUCGCAAGCACACGGGCUUCAAGCCCUUCAGCUGCGAGCUGUGCACCAAGGGCUUCCAGCGCAAGGUGGACCUCAGGCGCCACCGCGAGAGCCAGCACAAUCUCAAGUGA
Jaculus jaculus (lesser Egyptian jerboa) is the source of this 1101-nucleotide messenger RNA. RefSeq names its product growth factor independent 1B transcriptional repressor (gene Gfi1b). Gene Ontology annotation, molecular function: DNA-binding transcription activator activity, RNA polymerase II-specific; RNA polymerase II cis-regulatory region sequence-specific DNA binding. Gene Ontology annotation, cellular component: nucleus. The transcript has 6 exons. The coding region runs from base 1 to 1101 and encodes 366 amino acids. Gene Ontology annotation, biological process: regulation of transcription by RNA polymerase II. NCBI's taxonomy places the organism in Eukaryota, Metazoa, Chordata, Mammalia, Rodentia, Dipodidae. The record is from RefSeq and is a predicted model, not a curated record.